Molecule: messenger RNA, 2904 nt
Organism: Diceros bicornis minor
Lineage: Eukaryota; Metazoa; Chordata; Mammalia; Perissodactyla; Rhinocerotidae
Gene: RNF25
Product: ring finger protein 25
Exons: 10
Coding region: 27-1400 (457 amino acids)
Biological process (GO): protein ubiquitination
Cellular component (GO): nucleus
Molecular function (GO): ubiquitin protein ligase activity; protein binding
Source: RefSeq, a predicted model, not a curated record
GGUUCCGGCUGUGGGCCGCAGAAGACAUGGCGGCGUCUGCGUCGGCUGCUGCAGGGGAGGAGGACUGGGUCCUUCCCUCUGAAGUCGAGGUAUUAGAGUCUAUCUACCUGGAUGAACUACAGGUGGUUAAAGGAAAUGGCAGAUCUUCAUCAUGGGAGAUCUACAUCACUCUGCACCCUGCCACUGCAGAAGACCAGGACUCACAGUAUGUCUGCUUCACUCUGGUGCUUCAGGUCCCAGCACAGUACCCCCACGAGGUGCCACAGAUCUCUAUCCGUAACCCCCGAGGACUCUCAGAUGAACAAAUCCACAAGAUCUCACAGGCGCUGAGCCACGUGGCCAAGGCUGGGCUGGGUACUGCCAUGCUCUAUGAACUCAUUGAGAAAGGGAAGGAAAUUCUCACGGAUAACAACAUCCCCCAUGGCCAGUGCGUCAUCUGCCUCUAUGGUUUCCAGGAGAAGGAGGCCUUUACCAAAACACCCUGUUACCACUACUUCCACUGCCACUGCCUCGCGCGGUACAUCCAGCACAUGGAGCACGAGCUGCAGGCUCAAGAACAGGAGCAGCAAUGGCAGCGUGCCGCCACCAAGCAGAAGGCAGUGGGUGUGCAGUGUCCAGUAUGCAGAGAGCCCCUCGUGUACGAUCUUGCCUCACUGAAAGCUGCCCCUGAACCCCAACAGCCCGUGGAGCUGUACCAGCCCAACGCAGAGAGCUUGCGCCAGCAAGAAGAGCGCAAGCGGCUCUACCAGAGGCAGCAGGAGAGAGGGGGGAUCAUUGAUCUUGAGGCUGAGCGUAACCGGUACUUCAUCAGCCUGCAGCAGCCUCCUGCCCCUUUGGAACCCGAGUCAGCUGCAGAUGCCUCUGGAGGAUCCCAUCCACCCGGUGCCCUCGCCACAGAACUGUCCACCUCAUCAACUGCCCAGCCCACCCUGUCAGCUCCUCUGCCUGUGGCCUCCCAGUACAUGUGCGAGAAGAUUCCAGGGGCUCGGCCAAAUCAGCAGAGGUUGGGCGAGACCCAGAAAGCUAUGCUAGAUCCGCCCCGGGCCAGUCGAGGCCCCUGGAGACAACCCGAACGGAGGCACUUAAAGGGAGGGGGGUACAAUGCCCCCAAAGGUACCAGUGACACCCCGGAACUGCCAUCUCCUGAGAGGCCCCUCAAGGAGCCCAUGGACCUAAAGCCAGAACCCCAUAACCAAGGGGUUGAAGGUCCUCCCCAAGAGAAGGGGCCUGGCAACUGGCAGGGUCCCCCACCCCGCAGGACUCGGGACUGUGCUCGCUGGGAGCGCUCCAAGGGUCGGACGCCAGGUUCUUCCUACCCCCGCCUGCCUCGGGGUCGGGGAGCCUACGGGCCUGGUACUCGAAGGGAACCCCUGAGCCUGGAAUCUGAGGACGGUUCCUAGCAGUACCGUGGGGGCACUUGAGGAUUUGGGGUGGGAGGAGGACAAUAAAGAGAUUUGGCCUUGUUCAGCUUUCUUUGCUCAGUAGUGCCCAGCCUAUGAAGUAUGGCUCUCUUUCUAAAUUCCUAACAAGACUGGAGUGUGGCAGGGUAGUCCCAACUUGGCUCUGAAGUCUGUUCUCCCAAGAAAUUGGGGUCUGGGUAAAGAUGGGUCUGACAUCUCAGCUAGUGUAGUGGGUUUCAGGGAGAACUGUGGAUGCCAUCAUUUAAGUAGAAUAUGCAGGAACCAUCCUGCCACGUAACCCACUGUGUAUAUCCCAACAUUUGUUUAUUUAUGGAUGGAUUGUUUUUUAAAUGUUAAUGCCUCUAGGUGGACGACUGUGCUUUCCUGUUGGAGUCUCUCUUCUUCCCACUUUGUCUCAGGCUGUGCCCCCAGCUCUUGUAUAUGUGGAUGCCUGAUGGCCCCUGUAGGCAUCUGCAAUUAUAGCCCCUGCUGUUUAGUCAAGUACCAAUACAGGCAGGCAGAGCCCAGAGUAAUGUGGCAGGUGUUUAUUGACCUCCUAGAGGAGGAGAGCCGAGCACAGUCCAGUUGUCAGCUCCUCAGGGACUCAGCAUUGUGAACUGCCCCUGCAGCAUCAUUUUUAUACAGCAUGAAGUAGCCCUGCACGUGGGCAGGACUGAUCUGAGUUGUAGCUUGAAGGACACGUUCUGCAAAGGCCUCAGCCAAGGAAGGUGCUUGCCCUGGAUAGAACCUCUGGAACAUCUGGGUCAGCUGCCAGUGUGAGCAGUAGCCCACAUACUCCUUCAGGUCUACCCGCCCAGGGCGUAUGAGCGCAGGGUCCAGCCUAAGAGGAGAAGGCAGCAAAAGCAGAGUCACGAGCAACAGUACCAACAGCACCCAAGAAAUGAUGGUCCCUUCUGAACCUCCUGAUCCUCCCAAAGCACUGAGGGGGUGGGGUCUUGCCUCACCGUCUCAGAGCACCUCCCUCCCUCCUUACCUGUCAACAUGGUUAGUGGUCAUGAACACAAUGCGUGCCUCGGUGGAAGCCACACCGUCCAAGGCAUUGAGCAGUCCACUGAAGGUGAGACGACCUAGACCUUGGUACUUGACUGGGUCUAGAGGAAGGCAGAGAUCAAGAAGCGCUGGUGGUCAGAGCCCUAUGUAAAAUGAGCAGCCCCUCCCAUUCCCCACCACGUUUCCCUCAGUGCCUCUUGUUGCUGACCCCGGCGUCCUCCAUCAGCCCUCUGGCUUUCCACUUUCUUCCAUUGGUCUUCAUUUACUCCUAUACCUCAUUUACCCACACUUAGAAACACUCCCCCUUCCCUCACCUCCCCUCACUUACUCUCCGCAGCCAGGUCUCGACUGAGAAAGGCAGCAUCCACAUCCUCCAGGAGCACCAGGCUCUGCUGCGGGGCCACGCUCAGCAGGUGGUUGAGCCGGUCAUCGGAGAGGCUGGAGUCUGUGAGACUCAGCAGACAGAUGCUGUGCUCCAGUUCCCCAGCCAGGG